Molecule: messenger RNA, 399 nt
Organism: Salpingoeca rosetta
Lineage: Eukaryota; Choanoflagellata; Craspedida; Salpingoecidae
Exons: 1
Coding region: 1-399 (132 amino acids)
Cellular component (GO): nucleus
Source: RefSeq, a predicted model, not a curated record
AUGUCGUCGUCGUCGUCGCGAUGGCCCAGCUCGACGGCGCGGCAGGCGCAAGGAAACAACGUGAACACGGCGAGCUUGGUGAACCUGAAGGCAGAACUUGCGCGGAAGCAGGAGGAGUACGUGCGAGAGAAAAACGACCCAUCAGCACGGGAUGAGCGGCUGCAGCAGCGCAAGUCGAAGCGUGCAGCGGGCUGGAUCAAGCAGAACAAAGGCGUGUUGGAGCGGCACAGGCGAGAUGUACUGCAGCAGGAGCAGGAGGGCCAGAGCCUAGUACAGGUUGAAGCGAAGCUCAAGGCGAAAGCGGCGCUCUAUGAACGGUUGAGGCAGGGUGACAUGACCCCAGAGGAACAGGAGAAGUACUUGGUGGACUUUGAGCAGAAGAUCCUCGACAGGCUGUGA